This is a messenger RNA of Penicillium argentinense, 1476 nucleotides long. RefSeq names its product class I SAM-dependent methyltransferase. Bases 1 to 1476 code for a protein of 491 amino acids. Gene Ontology annotation, cellular component: mitochondrion. Lineage: Eukaryota; Fungi; Ascomycota; Eurotiomycetes; Eurotiales; Aspergillaceae. The record is from RefSeq and is a predicted model, not a curated record. The transcript has 3 exons. Gene Ontology annotation, molecular function: protein-arginine omega-N symmetric methyltransferase activity.
AUGGACUCGCCCGUCCUCAACCAGCUGUUCCGACAGCUCUUCCGCCAUCCGGCUUGCCAGUCAUUACGGCAUUCACCAUCCCCAUUUACGAGGCAGUCUCGUACAUUUCUCACCCGCCGCACUGCCGUGAAACGGAAGUCUCAGGACCAUGGCACGCUCUGGACAAAAAGAGGCGACCAGGCCAGGAACAUCGAUCACGAAUACUGGACUUACCCGCAGGUGACCGCGAAUGAGCUGCGUAAUCGGAGCGAGCGCCCGCGGCAGGUCAAGAUGUUGACGCGCGAGUUCAUCGAUGACAGCUUGUACAAUCCGCACUAUGGCUACUUCUCCAAACAUGCGACUAUCUUCACGCCCGGCGAACCCUUCGAUUUCAAUAACAUUGAGGAUGGGCCAACCUUCCAAUCGCUCCUCGGAGAGCGCUACGUCGAAUUCGAGGACGAGCUUGACAAAACCAACCCCGAUGAAGCGAGGCAACUUUGGCAUACUCCGACGGAACUUUUUCGCCCGUAUUAUGGAGAGUCGAUCGCGCGUUACCUCGUUUCGAACUACAAGCUCACCUUGUAUCCAUAUCACGAUUUAAUAAUCUACGAAAUGGGUGCCGGUAACGGAACCAUGAUGUUGAACAUCUUGGAUUUCAUCCGCGACACAGAUUAUGAGGUGUACCAGCGGACCAAGUACAAGAUUAUUGAGAUUUCGUCCUCACUGGCGGAUCUCCAGAUGAAGAACUUGAUGGAUACGCUCGAGUCAGCGGGCCACCGGGACCGUGUUGAGAUCGUGAACAAGUCGAUCUUUGACUGGGAUACAUAUGUGCAUUCACCAUGUUUCUUCCUGGCCCUAGAAGUCUUCGAUAAUUUCUCCCAUGACACCAUUCGCUAUGACACACGGACCGGGCUCCCGCAGCAGGGUGGAGUGCUUGUCGACUCGGACGGCGAGUUCCACGAGUUCUACAACACCAAGCUGGACCCCGUGGCGGCUCGAUUCUUGCGAGUGCGUCAAGCUGCAGCUCGUCGUCCUUUCCCCAGUCCGCUUGGCCACCCCUACCUCCGUGGCCUGCGUUCCCUGUCUCCUUUCCGCAAGGACUACACCCAACCCGAGUAUAUUCCGACGCGACUCAUGGAAUUCUUCGAUAUCCUGAACCAGUAUUUCCCAGCGCAUCGUCUCGUGGCAAGUGACUUCAAUGUUUUGCCUGAUACAGUGCCGGGAUUGAAUGCACCCGUUGUCCAGACGCGAUACAAGCGGAAGACUGUGACGGUGUCGACUCCCUUUGUUCACCAAGGCUAUUUUGAUAUCUUCUUCCCCACUGAUUUCAACAUUAUCGAAGAUGUCUACCGUGCCGUGACUGGCAAAUUGACGCAAGUCACGACCCACGAAGACUUUAUGAGCCGAUGGGCUUACAUUGAGGAUACGGAGACGCGGAACGGCGAGAACCCGCUGCUCUUCUGGUACAAGAACGCCAGUAUGUUGAUGACAGUGUAG